GGGGGCAACAGCGAGCGAAGCUACCGUCAACCAGGCUGUAAAGUGCAACAAAAUGAUGGCUGUCGAUUAAUCUUGCCUUUUAAUUACCGUACAGACACGGAGAUACUUUGUUGGAUAAACCGUUAUCUUGUCAUUUUUCUGCCUGGAGAGAUCCAGCGGGCUGAACCGAUCACCGCCGGGCCUCGUCGUCGUGGCCCAGCAGGACUCGAGUGAAGUUGGGAGCGGACGGCCAAACUUCUGCUUCCUCCAGCGGCUCUCCGCCUGCAGGGCCCGGGGCUCCUGUCACCGGCCCUGUGGAUGACGAAGUGAUCACACAUCCAAUCGACCACCAGGAGAAAGGAAUCCCUUUGAUGGGAGAAUCCUCUUUCCUGGCCUCCUGGGUCAAUCGCCGUGCCAUGAUGAUGGAUGAGCAGGAGGCCCUGAACUCGAUCAUGCAGGACUUGGCCGAACUGCACCGCUCUAGCCGUCCUGCCAUGUACUUGUCGGACCUGGGAAAACCUAAAGCCUCCUCACCCAAGAACCAGAACGAUGUCAGAGUGAAGUUCGAGUUCAAAGGGGAGAAGAGGAUCUUGCAGUUCCCUCGACCUGUCAAGCUGGACGACCUGAAGGCAAAAGCUAAAGUGGCUUUCGGUCAGACGAUGGACCUUCACUACACCAACAAUGAGUUGGUGAUUCCACUGACCACUCAGGACGACUUGGACAAGGCUGUGGAGCUGCUGGAUCGCAGCGUUCACAUGAAGAGCCUGAAGAUCCUCCUGGUGCUCCAGAUGUCCUCUCAGAACUCUUCCUCCAAUAUGGACCUCUUACCGUCCCACGAGGAGCUGGACAACACAGGAUUCAGGGUUGCUGACAAGAAGAGUAUGCUGGCUUUGAUAGGCUCCCAUUCGACAGACCGCAGCUCUCCUCCUCCAGGAUACAUCCCCGACGCGCUGCAGCAGGUGGCGAGGAACGGCUCCUUCACCAGCAUCAACAGCGAGGGAGAGUUCAUUCCUGAGAGCAUGGACCAGAUGCUGGACCCACUGUCUAUGAGCAGCCCAGAAAACUCAGCGUCUGGAAGUUGUCCUUCUUUAGACAGCCCUCUGGACAGUGACUACCCAAAGUCCAGGAUGCCCCGAGCACAGAGCUACCCAGACAACCACCAGGACUUUCCAGAGUACGACAUCCCAGUGUUUGAGAAGUCGGGGAAAGGUGGAACAUACCCUCGACGAUACGGCAUUCCUUUCGGCCUUCAGGAUUACAGUGAUGGGAGGAAGACCUUCCCUCGGGCUCGGCGAACGCAGGUUCACGGCUUCCGCUCGCCGGUUAACUUCAGCCCGACUGAGCAGUCGCCCAGCACCAGCAGCGGCAGCAGCGUCUUCACCCCGGACCUGGAAGAGGCCCCGGGUCCCGCCAGGAGGCCGCGGAGGGGCAGCGACAUCGAACCCAACCCAACUCCCACUCCAACUCUGUCUGUAAUGGACAUCAGCCCACCCAGCCGCUCUCCACGCGCCCCAACAAACUGGCGGCUGGGGAAGCUGCUGGGUCAGGGCGCCUUUGGACGGGUUUUCCUCUGCUACGAUGCUGAUACUGGACGGGAACUGGCAGUCAAACAGGUCCAGUUUGACCCUGAGAGUCCAGAGACCAGCAAGGAGGUGAGCGCGCUAGAGUGUGAAAUCCAGCUCCUGAAGAAUUUGUGCAACGAGCGGAUCGUCCAGUAUUACGGCUGUCUGCGAGACACGAUGGAACGAACGCUCUCUAUCUUCAUGGAGUACAUGCCGGGCGGAUCCAUUAAGGAUCAGCUGAAGUCGUACGGAGCGCUGACAGAAAACGUGACGCGCCGCUACACCCGACAGAUCCUGGAGGGGGUUUCCUACCUGCACAGCAACAUGAUCGUCCACAGAGACAUCAAAGGGGCCAACAUCCUGCGUGACUCUGUGGGGAACGUGAAGCUGGGGGACUUCGGGGCCAGCCGGCGGCUGCAGACCAUCUGUCUGUCAGGAACAGGCAUCAUGUCUGUGACCGGCACCCCCUACUGGAUGAGCCCGGAGGUCAUCAGUGGAGAAGGCUACGGCAGGAAGGCUGACAUCUGGAGCGUCGGCUGCACUGUAGUGGAGAUGCUGACGCAGCGACCCCCGUGGGCGGAGUUCGAGGCCAUGGCAGCCAUCUUUAAGAUCGCCACCCAGCCCACCAACCCCGUGCUGCCCGCCCACGUGUCGGACCACUGCCGAGAGUUCCUCAAACGCAUCUUUGUAGAGACGAAGCAGCGGCCGUCUGCUGAUGAGCUGCUGAGGCACAUCUUUGUACAUUAACCCCUGAACCUUUAACCGCCCGCCCGCCCGCCUGUCGAACUGCAGGAUACGGCCUUACCUGCCUCUGACCCCGCCCCCUCCACCUCCACGCUGGAGCAGGAGGAACAGGCUGGGGUGUGUGUGUGUGUGGGCGGGGGGGGAGGGGGGUGCUUACCUGCUCCUCCUGAGUCUCUGUUUGUAUGAGACUGCCAUAGAGGACAUGAAUUUUUAUUUUAUUUUUCUCCGCAAGUUGCACCUUAAUUUCUCAAAGCAGGAGGAGUGGAGCACUUCCUCCUGAAGCGACGAAAAACGACUCUUUGAAAAACGUCUCCUUUUUUAUGUUUGUACGGUUUCUCUCUUCAAACGUUGUGGAGUGGGAUAGUGUCGGUGUCGUGGACCUACAGGAGGUGAUGCCUGACUCUCGAGUGGCCCCGCCCCUCCCAUCUCGCUGACCUGACCCCAGAAUGUAGUCUCCUGCCAAAACCCAGAGCGACGGCGAUGAGCUGGGCCCGCUGCUAUAGACGAAACUCAACCCCAGAUGUAGAGAACACUCCCCGAAAAACGGUUCCCCUCGUCCUUUUCCUCUCCGUCUUUCUGAUCUCACAGACGAAACGUUUUGUCUCUCUGCUUUACUGUCUGUAAACUUCCUUUCCUCCUCCUCUUCCUCCUUCAUCAUCGUUCUUCGCCGUGUGCCUUUUCUGUUUUUUAAACGCAGUGUAGGAGUGAGUUCAUGGGUAAUCUCCGUUGUUCUUAGCCCCAAGGGUUUCUUAGUGUUGUUUUGCCUGCCGGAUAAACUGCCUUCGCACCGUUAGCCCAAAUCCAGCUGAGCUCACUUCAGCCGUUAUUUCCAUUUCUGCCUUUUCUGUCACAGGGACUCCUCCUCUACCUGCUAACCAAAUAUCCUUCAGUCCUGCUCACCACGCUGGUUCAGUAGUCAAGUGUAGCUGGUGAAUUCUGGGAUGUACCCGCUAACUGGUACUCAGACAGGGACUGGUACUCCUGUUAUGGUCUUUAGAGACGGCAACAGCCACUUUCUCUUCAAACACACCCUGCUCUCCGCUGCUGCUCAGAUACCCCUCUUCGACCAAGUCAAAGUUUAUUUAUAGAGCACAUUAAAAAACAACCUCAAUUGACCAAAGUGCUGUACAGUUAUUAAAAUACAAUAAAUAUAUCCUACACAAAUGUACUAAUAAAUAAAAACGAUGAAAACAAAAUGCUUAAAACAAUAAAAUAGUAAUAAAAACUCAAUCUAAAAAGAGAGUUAGAGUUAAAAAAGAAAAUCAAAGAAUAAACAGUAAGGCUGAAAGACAGGAAAACUGGUUCCAGAGCAGCACCAACUCUUUGCUGGUCUUUAACCACGAACAGCUUACGUCAGGGCCUGAGGGCGGGAUUAUCGUGAUCGAGAACAACGAAAACAAGCAUAAGCUUACAAAAAAAAGUCUAACAUUAACAUCUUACUGUCCGUGUCUAGACGAGCAGCACCAAUUUGUAGAGAGACGAUGUAGUCUGCAGUGUUGACUUUGGUCGAAAAGGGGUAAAAGUGUUGACGAUCAGACUCUUGUCAUGGCAGGUCGGAGGUGGAUUGUUGGUAAAUGUCGGUACAAACACAGUUCAGUUGUGAUUUCUGCAUCUCUGCCAUGACAACAGUGAAGCAGCAGAGAGGCGUGUUGCAGCGAGGCCAGAAGCUCACAGCUGAUUGGCCGGAGGUCUGGCUGUAUGACGCUGUUGUCACUAUAUUUCAAACUAAAGAGUAGAGUGGUUAGUCAGGACAUUACUAUCUGUCUCUAAGCUGCUCAUCCUUUAACCACAGGUACGUUUCUAGUAGGGCUGGGCGAUAUGGACCAAAAGUCAUAUCCUGAUAUAUUUAGGCUGAAUAUCGAUUUACAAUAUAUAUCCCGAUAUUUUUAUUGCAAAGUGAGAGCAAAUGUUCAGUCAAAGUCAAAUAUGACAUGUCACAAGUAGUUUUAUUGAAACCGCUUAAGUGAACAUAAAUACAGUAUAACAACAGGAGAACCGUUUAUUAAAAUCAAAGCUCAAUAAAGUGCACAUUUAAAUAAAAAAAUAUCUUAAAUAAAAGCUGCAGUUUGUCUGGAGCAAGGAUCACAGUGCAAAUUUGAACUAUAUCGAUAUAUAUGCGAUGUGGUCUAAUUCCAUAUCACAUUUAAAAAUAUAUCAAUAUGUCUUCUAUAUCGAUAUAUCGGCCAGCCCUAAUUUUUAGGUCUCUUCAUUUGCUGCAAUCGGUACAUUUUUUGCAUCACGCUGCCAUACUGGAGCACUCCUGUCAGAUAUCUUGCUGUUUGUUAUUUUCCUCACAUGCACUCCAACAGAUUUGACUCACACUUGAAGACGUUUACAGUAUCUCACCGCUUCGUUAAAACCAGCAGCGCCGUCGCUGUUGGCGCCAAAUCAGAUAUUAACUCGUCACUUUAGUUUAACAACAAACGCUCCGUUCAACGUUUCUUUUAGCGGCUUCCUCCCGGGCCGAGCUUUCAUAGCGUCUCUGAUGAGUAGGACUUGCUUGUUCUAGUUUCAUCACUAUGCACCAGUAAGAUGUAAACUCACUUCACACGCUGGACAGCAGACAGAACACCUGCAUGCACACGAUCGACUGUUUUAGGCUGCAAAAUAAUUAUCUUUGCAGAUCAAAUUUAGAUGUUCUAGUCGUGGUGUGUGUGUGCUGCAGUAAUUAUAGGAUUGAAGCAGUGUUCAAAGCUUUUAUCUUGCAUUUAUUUAGGUACAAUUUGACAGGAAGUCGGGGUGUUUAUGCAGAGACGUUCGGCUUAUUAAAGGUGCAAUCAGUAAUAAUUUAGUGGCACAGAUUGCUUGAUUGGUAAACUAGUUCGGCCCAGACCCAACUGAACUCUCCACCGAACUGCUAGCUCACGUGGGACCACCUCACAUGACUCUUUUACUUCUCGAUGGAGGGAUGAAAAGGUGCUAUUACAGGGUUAAAUAUGAGCUGAUGGUUAGAAUGGUACGGUAGAUGUACGGUACGAUACACAAAACCUUUUAGGUUGUCAGGUUUGAUGUGUUUUUGGUUCACUCCGUUUCUAUAAUAUUUUCCUGAACAUUUCCAACAAAUUUCCUGGAAAGAGCUAUGUAGUUUGGUACAAUAAAUAGCUAUCUAAUUAAGCAGGAGGUUUUUAGUGGGAGCUGAAUUAUCCGUAGAGGAGUCCCCCCCCUCAAAUAGAUGGAGCUGCUGAAUAAAACCAGAAACAAACGCUGAAUAAACCAGUUUACCGUUAAAAAUCAGUGUUUUUCCAAUGCGGGGUUACCAGCUGCAAGCUAAGCUGCCAUUAUCUUGAUCAAAAAAACACAUUUUUUCUGGUUUAAGUCGCUGGAAGAACAACUCAACAACAGAUAUAACAUAGGUCUAGUCAUUAUUAGAAACGGUUACAUAUUAUACUUUUAAACGGUGAAAAAUAGAGUUCUCAGUUGCCGCACUUGAAGUUAAUUAAUUCCUGAGAAUCAGCUGAAUAUGCAAAAAUUAAUAAUUCACUCAACAUAUAUGGGCCUAUCUACCCACAGUCUAUACUAAUUAAAUACUUAUUUCCAGGAAACUUUUUAGGAAAUGAUCAAGAAUUAUGAUGUUUUCGAGGAUUUGUUGUUGUAGUUCCGGAUGCGGCCACUAGGUGUAAGUAAAGAGCCAUAUUUUACUGGUUGCACCUUUUUUUUUUACAAAGCAGGAAGAAAGUAGUUUCUUCACCUUUGCUCAUCAAACGUUUUACUAAUCCAUGAAGGUCAUUUUGAUAAUGAUUUUUCAUCCCGAGUCAUCCCGCACCAAACAUUUUAUCACUUGAUGAUUUCCUCUUAAGGCACUUAAGCAGCUCUGCAGUAAAUGUUUUCUGUGAUCAACCGAUGGAACCACGCCGGUUGUGGAAAAUACAACCGUCUUCACUCAAUUUAUGCAUUUUCAGAAUGGUACGUGUCCAAACAGAAGAGAUAAUGUCCUUUUUUCUUUGCAAACAUUAGUGGUUGUAUUGAGUUUGAGGCGGUUCACAGUAAACUGUCUGUGAAUGCUGCCAGCACUGGUAAACCUUAAUACGCACUACCAUUAUGCACUAUCUUUGAUUCACUGAUGCUUUUUCAAGAUUCCUCGUCGGCUGUCGCUGGUGCAGCUUCGUUCAGCGACCUUUUCUUUGCACAUUUUAAAGACUAUUUUUUAUUUUUACACAAGUGUGAUUGUGAGUAUGAGUGUGUUAUCGAAGACUCAGUACAUGAAUGUAACGUCUCAUUUUUUUUUACCGUCAGAUGGCCUCGUUCACCACCAUGGAUUAACUCCUCGGUACCAGUAUUUGUCACCUGCAGACGCUAAGAUACACCUGUAGUUCUCUCUUUAGUCUCUAAAGCCACUGCUGCCACUCCUGGGUGUAUAUGGGUGUGUAUUUGUAUGUGUGUUUGUGUGUGUGUGGGUGUGUGAGGUUGUAAAUGUGCAUUUACUGCAAUUUGUGCUCUUUGGACACUGCGCCCAAAAUGCCUUGAGCAUUAUUGACUGUAGGAGGGGGAGAACAUUAAAACAAUAAUUUAAAAAAAUGAAAUUAUUAAAAAAAAAAAUCAUGUACAAAUGUAUAAAAUGAAAAUGUACCUUUUUUUAAAAAAACAAAACAAAGAAAAGAAAAGUUCACUUAUAUCCCACAUGUUUGGUCUCUGUGUAUUGUAAAAGAAGCCAUGUUUAUAAUUCUAAUUGGUUUGUGACCAAUACGCCUGUUUAUAUCAGAUCUGUAUAUCAGUGGUACGCAUAAUUUUUUAAUAUAUAUUUUUUAUUUUACUUUUUUUUAAAUGGGAGAUUUUAUGCAUGGUUGGGUCCUGAGAGACGCAGCGGUGCCGUUGAAUGGUUGCUGUUUUUUGGCAAAAUUCUGGAGUAUUGCGACAGCUCUGUGUUCAUAAUUCCAACAAUUAUGAAGAUGAAAAACAAUAAAAGAUAUUUAUUUCA
Messenger RNA from Centropristis striata (black sea bass), 7200 nucleotides. RefSeq names its product mitogen-activated protein kinase kinase kinase 2 (gene map3k2). The transcript is spliced from 17 exons. Gene Ontology annotation, biological process: protein phosphorylation. The record is from RefSeq and is a predicted model, not a curated record. Bases 351 to 2288 code for a protein of 645 amino acids. Lineage: Eukaryota; Metazoa; Chordata; Actinopteri; Perciformes; Serranidae. Gene Ontology annotation, molecular function: protein kinase activity; ATP binding; protein binding.